Molecule: messenger RNA, 1788 nt
Organism: Phacochoerus africanus (Common warthog)
Lineage: Eukaryota; Metazoa; Chordata; Mammalia; Artiodactyla; Suidae
Gene: HVCN1
Product: hydrogen voltage gated channel 1
Exons: 7
Coding region: 295-1335 (346 amino acids)
Biological process (GO): proton transmembrane transport
Cellular component (GO): plasma membrane
Molecular function (GO): voltage-gated proton channel activity
Source: RefSeq, a predicted model, not a curated record
GCUCCGGGGCCGGUCUGGGGCGCGCUGCCCUUCUCCGAGUGCUCCCAGCCGGAGCCUGCCGGGCACCCCGGAUCCCAGGCGGCCCCGGUUGUCCUUGGCUCCAGCGUAUCCCAGCUUGGGCCCACGCUGGCGGGCGGUGAUAGCCUGGGGCCCCCUGCCUGGCCCAGGGGCACUAGAGUCCAGCGGAGAGGGUGAAGAAACCAAGACUCAGAGCCCAAGCUACUCGCUGGGGUCACACACACAGCCCUAAGGAGGCAGAGCCAGAACUCGCCCAGACCCAGAGACGACAGGAAAAUGGCCACCUGGGAUGAAAAGGCAGUCACCCGCAGGGCCAAGGUGGCUCCUGCCGAGAGGAUGAGCAAGUUCUUGAAGCAUUUCACUGUUGUGGGGGACGACUACCAUGCCUGGAACAUCAAUUACAAGAAGUGGGAGAAUGAAGAGGAGGAGGAGGAGGAGGAGCAGCCGCCGCCGCAAACGCCGGCCUCGGGCGAGGAGGGCAGAGCCACUGACCCGGCUGCAGCCCCUGUCCCUCUGCCCAGGCCCCGCCUAGACUUCAGGAGCACUUUGAGGAAGCUCUUCAGCGCCCACAGGUUUCAGGUUAUCAUCAUCUGCCUGGUCAUUCUGGAUGCCCUCCUGGUGCUCGCUGAGCUUGUCCUGGACCUGAAGAUCAUCCAGCCUGACAAGAAUAACUAUGCCAACAGGGUAUUUCACUACAUGAGUGUGGCCAUCUUGACCUUUUUUAUGAUGGAGAUUUUCUUUAAAAUAUUUGUCUUCCGCUUCGAGUUCUUUCACCACAAGUUUGAGAUCCUGGAUGCCAUUGUGGUGGUGGUUUCCUUCAUUCUUGACGUUGUCCUCCUGUUCCGGGAGCAUGAGUUUGAGGCACUGGGGCUGCUGAUUCUGCUCCGGCUGUGGCGGGUGGCCCGGAUCAUCAACGGGAUCAUCAUCUCGGUUAAGACACGUUCAGAACGGCAGCUGUUAAGGUUAAAACAGAUAAAUAUACAACUGGCCACCAAGAUCCAGCACCUUGAAUUCAGCUGCUCUGAGAAGGUAAGAAUAUGGUUGGGAAAAUGCCCUCUGUCUGCCCAGAGGGUUCCCUCCCUCCAGCUGGGUGCUCCUCCCUGUCAGGCCUGUGCUCAUACGGGGCCCUUAGUCCUGAGCCCCCUUCCCUGGGUCACGUCUUCCUGGUUCUUUCAGACUCAGCUCCCUCCCUGCAGCUGCACCAGGCACCCUCCUUCAGGUAUCUGUCCUGGCCUGGGCCCGCUGAUUGAUUCCACAAGGAGCAUGGCGUUCAUUCAGCUCUGUGUCCCUGGGUUGUGCCUGGGGCUCACUGCAUGACUGCCACGUGCCAGGUGAGGCUCAGAAGGUAAAUCCAGUUAUUUGUCUGCUUUUGUAAUAACAGGAACAAGAAAUUGAAAGACUUAACAAGCUAUUGAAACAGCAUGGACUUCUUGGUGAGGUGAACUAGACGCUAUCUGCUCCACCCUGAAGGGAAGACCCUGCCUUACUGGCUUGUGACGCUUGUGACAAGAAGGAUAGCUCCCCCUCCUGGGGCUGUGUCGGGAGAGGUUUGCUUUGACGGCCUUGCCUCACUGUCGCCAGCUCGGAUUCUGGGGACACGGACUUUCAGAAGGCUCUGUGUCUUCCUGGGCGUGACUGAGAAUGUCCAUCCCCCAUCCCACCCCACACUCUAACAAAUGUAUCAUAAAACUAUACUUUUCUCAUGUCCAGCACUUUCCUCUUGCUUGAAAAUGAACAAAGCUGGACAGUUACCAGCAGUAUAUAAUCUCA